GCGGCGGCGGCCGCGCAGUAGAAGCUGGACGGCCGUGCGUGACGCUGCUGAGUGGGAGAGCGGCCGGAGACCGACACUUGAAGGCAGUGACGCAUCCCGCACCGACGCACGAGGCGUUCUGAGGCCACCCGCGCUGUUCAUCACCAGGCCAACGCCAUGGGUCGCGGCAAUGACUUCCAGUACGACAACUCGGCCUACACGGGUGAAAAAAAGGAGGAGCCGGAGCCGAAAAUCGCCGAGUCGAAGAGAAACGGCCAUGACCCGAGUGACCCGGAAAGCCAGCCGGACACCACCGUCACCGUCCCCAUGAGCAAACGGGAGCGCUGGCGGAUCAUAAAAAACGUGGUGGCCAUCUCGUUCUCGUUCAUGUGCCUAUUCACGGCCUUCCAGAGCAUGUCCAACCUGCAGAGCUCCAUCAACUCCGAGGAGGGUCUCGGCACGGCUAGCUUGGCCACCAUCUACGGGGCCCUGAUCGCCUCCUGUAUGUUCAUGCCAUCACUGAUCAUCAAGCGCCUCACCUGCAAGUGGGCCAUGGUGGUCUGCACCUUCUGCUACUCGCUCUACAUGCUCGCCCAGUUCCACCCGCGGAAGUACACGCUGAUCCCGGCAGCCAUCAUCCUGGGCUUCGGCGCGGCGCCCAUGUGGUCGGCCAAGUGCACCUACCUGACGCAGGUCGGCAAGCUGUAUGCCGAAAUCAUUCAAGACGCGUCUGAGCCGGUCAUUGUCAAGUUCUUUGGCAUAUUCUUCCUGCUCUUCCAGUCGUCCCAGAUUUGGGGAAACCUGAUAUCAUCUUUGGUGCUGAGCCCAGGUCUGGGCGAAGGAGCGAGCUCGCCGUCUGAGGAUAGCCUGGCCAUCUGCGGUAUAAAUUACUGUCCCGGCGUAGAGAUUGCAAGCAACAACACGAACCUGCAGCGUCCUUCCACGACCAAGAUCUUCACUCUGGCCGGAAUUUUCCUGGGCCUCGCAGUGGCCUCCAGCAUCCUGAUCGCCGUGUUUGUGGACAGUCUUCGGAGAUACGGCGAGGAUGAUCGUGGCAACAACAAGGAGAACAAGACUCCGGUGCAGCUCCUGCUGGCCACCUUCUACCACUUGAGAAAAAAGUACCAGCUGUUGAUCAUCCCUCUCACGCUUUGGUCCGGAUUUGAACAGGGCUUCUUCACUGCCGACUUUACCAAGGCCUACGUGUCGUGCGCCUGGGGCAUCCACCGGGUCGGCUUCGUGAUGAUCACCUACGGCGUGUGCGACGCCAUCUGCUCCUUCAGCUUCGGUUUCGUCAUCAAGCGCGUGGGCCGCGUGCCCAUCUUCGCGCUGGGCGCGCUCAUCAACUACGGCGUGAUCAUCACCUUCAUCCACUGGAAGCCUAGGCCCGACGAGCCGUACGUGUUCUUCAUCCUGGCCGCCCUCUGGGGCGUGGCGGACGCCGUCUGGCAGACGCAGAUCAACGCCCUGUAUGGCGUUAUCUUCCCCAACACGGCCGAGGCCGCCUUCAGCAACUACCGGCUCUGGGAGUCACUUGGCUUCGCCAUCUCCUUCGCCAUUGCCAACUACCUGUGCAUCGACGCAAAGCUGUACAUUCUGCUGUUUGUGCUGACGACCGGCAUGUUGGGCUACCUGGCCGUCGAGAUGCUGGAGCGAAGGAAGACCAAGGGUGAGCUCACCAUCACCCGGGACUAACGUGCUGCUGGAGCGAAGGAAGACCAAGGGUGAGCUCACCAUCACCCGGGACUAACGUGUUGCUGGAGCGAAGGAAGACCAGGGGUGAGCUCGCCAUCACCCGGGACUAACGUGCUGCGAUGCGAACAGAGGUCUUCCCAACAGGCUGGAGUCCAUACAUGCACAAGGAUGGGUUAGAAACAAUUGCAUCGCAAGCUGUGGAAACGUGUGAUCGGUGACAAAAGUGCUCGAUUCCAGAAAUGGUCUAUGAUGCGGCUAUAUUCCAUGAUCGCUUACACGAACGUUAGAUGCAUUUCAUGUGCCUCCAAACAUGUCCGGGAUGUGGUAAUGCGCGCGGCGGUGUGAAUGUGGUCGUAUGAUGUGCGUUCCAUUUUGUAAGAGUGAGUAUAUAUUACAUUUAUGAAGACGAACAAAGGCAAUAAAUGUUAAAGAACGUACUAGUAAUAAAACGAUAUUUUUCCGA
Molecule: messenger RNA, 2137 nt
Organism: Pollicipes pollicipes
Lineage: Eukaryota; Metazoa; Arthropoda; Thecostraca; Pollicipedomorpha; Pollicipedidae
Product: UNC93-like protein
Exons: 8
Coding region: 157-1674 (505 amino acids)
Biological process (GO): regulation of potassium ion transport; regulation of muscle contraction
Cellular component (GO): plasma membrane; striated muscle dense body
Molecular function (GO): potassium channel regulator activity
Source: RefSeq, a predicted model, not a curated record